Molecule: messenger RNA, 2120 nt
Organism: Sus scrofa (pig)
Lineage: Eukaryota; Metazoa; Chordata; Mammalia; Artiodactyla; Suidae
Source: RefSeq, a predicted model, not a curated record
GCCUCUGUUUUCCUCUAGGAGUUGUACGGUAUCCAGUCUUACAUUUAGUUAAUUAAUCCGUCUUGAGGUUUUGCGUGUAUGUGUGUGCGUGUGUUAGAGAAUAUUCAGGGACUUGAUUGGGGCAUUUUGAUUCUGUUUUUACAAUUCAAGUUAGACGAGAUCCAAAAUUCUCUUGCUUACACAGAUCAGGUACGAAUUUUGUAGGCCUCUGCUAUGGACUGAAUUGGGUUCCCUCGAAGUUCCAACAAAUGCAACUAUAUUUGGAGAUAAGGCAUUUAUUACAUUUUUAAAAAUAGGUAUAGUUGAUUUACAAUAUUAUAGUAGUUCCAGGAUUACAGAUAAGGGCUUUGAAGAGGUAAUUAAAGUCAAAUGAGGUCAUAGGGUGAGGCCCUAAUCCAAUAUGAUUGGUGUCCUUAAAAAAAGAGGGAGAGAGAGACACUAAAAAUACAUACAGGUAGAGAAAAGAUUAUGUGCAGGACAUGGUCAAAUGACAAAAACCUACCAGUUAAGGAGAGGGACCUCAGGCACAAGCAAUCUUCCUAUCACUUUGCCCUUGGGCUCCUAGCCUCCAGAAUUGGGAGAAAUAACUUCAUGUUGUUUAAGCCACACAGUAUGUGGUACUCAUUAUGGCAGCCCUGGCUAAGCAACAACUUCCUAUAUUUCUCUUCGAGGAACACUGUGCUCAACUAGGCAACAUUAUCGGCCUCUGCGACUCAAACUAUUCUGAUCGCUGCUUUGACUCUACUGUGCUUUAGGGUAAUUACACCAACUGCCAAACUCAGUGGCAGCACGUCCAAUGCAAGUUGUGGCCUACAGAAAAGAGUGCUCAGGUAGCUCUUCAAAGAUACUGGGGCUCUCCUCAAAAAUUUAUCACCCAGAGCUGUGAAAGGUGUAUGCAAUCCCUACUGAAACCCCAGUGCCCUGCUUUACAGAAGUGUCACAGCCAACGCUGAAUGCAUCCGGAAUUUCCAGGGACCUUGACUAGCCCACGUCAUCCUGGAAGAGAAGGAAACAGCUGGAGGACUCGCACGUCCCUAUUUCAAACCUUAGGAUAAAGCUCCAGUUAUCAAAGCUGGGUGGUACCAGCCUAAGGGGAGACCCGUUUGCCAACGAGAGAGAGGUAAGAGUCCAGAACUAAACCCCGAAAAGCCAUUCGUGGGUAUAAGCCCAGGAGAACGGAAAAGAGGUGUUCAAAGAGGAGCCUGGACGGAGGGUUCACCACAGCCUCUUCCCAACAGGCACAAGGCGCGAGUCCCCCAAACGUCCACCGAGGGACGAUGGCAUCCGCCGCCUAAGCGAUGACGAGAGUCAGGCAGCGGACCGCCAUUCAGCCAGGAAAGGACCGUGGUGCCGCUUCGUGCCAUCAGGGGAGGAACGCUGAUGCCAACGUUAUGCGAAGGGAAAGCUGCCAGACACAGAAGACCACCUGCUUAUUGGAGGGGUGCCUCUCUAGGAACAAGGGUCCCUGGAAGCCGUGGAGGCCCGAGGGGAGCGGUUGUCUUGAGACGUCGCGACCAGCUGGCACCUCCCAGGGCACCUCGGCGCACCUCGUGGCACCUCUUGGAGCUCAUCGCGCUGCACCCCACGGCAGAGGUAGCUAGGCCCGUCGGUCGGUCCGUCGGAGAAGGCGCCCCCAACGCCCAGCCGCCGCAUGCCCGGGAAAAGGAGCCGUCGAAAGUCACCCGGUCGCCAGGGGCGGACCUGCGCCCGCACCACCCGAGCCGGGCUGUCCGCCUCCGUGAGCCACAUGGAGCGCCUCCUGCGGGAGGGCCCCUACGCCCAGUGCCUGAGCUCGUCCGCCCGGGUCUUCCUCGCGGCCACCAUCGAGUACCUGACGGCCAGGGUCCUGGAGCUGGCGGGCGACGAGGCCCAGAUUGUGGGUAGGAGGUGCAUCACCCCAGAGCUGGUGGCCAUGGCGGUCCACAACAACGCCCUGCUCAGCGCCUUCUUCGGAACCCUCGCCAUCUCGCAAGUGGCCCCGACCCAGGAGUAGCUGCCCGACGCGCCCUGGAUGUCCUGGCCCCAGCCCCUCACAGCCCCGGAAGCCCCGGCCUGCCUCCCUGCCUGCCUCCUCGGGCAGACUCGUUGCCAGGCAAUACACGUGUUUAAAGAAACCCUCG